UUUGUUUGCCAUUUAAAUUUUUUAGAUUAAACAAUUUGCCAAUUCUGUUUGUCCUUGUUCGUUGUUCCGGUUUAGCCAAGUAUUUAUUUAAACUUGAAGUAAAAACACCUCAUUCUUCUACAUACAAUAGGAUAAUGACGUCGCCGGGCUGUAUAUAUGAUCUGGACACUUCUGGAGGGCUGAUGGAUGAAAUCCAAGCCUUGAUUGCCCCACCAGAGAGUAGCAGUAGCAAAACCAGCAAAAAGGAUGACAAGAAGCAAAAAGAACAUCGCUACUUUAAACGACCAGGCAAAGGCCAUAACCACGACUUCUGUAGCUCCUGCAAUGAGGGCGGGGAACUCAUCUGCUGUGACGUUUGUCCUUGCAGCUUCCACUUACUUUGUCAUGAUCCCCCUCUAAGCUUUGACGACAUCCCUGAGGGCAAAUGGUUAUGUCACAGCUGCAAAUAUAAAAAGGAAUCUGCGAAAAAACGACCAGAUAUUGCAACAAAAUCUACAAAAAAAUCUCCUACUCCACUGAAUCCACUGGAAUAUUUGAUUGAACUUGCCAAAGGUAUGAAUCCUGUUCAAUUUGAAUUGCCAAGAGAAUUGCAGGUGAAUCAUAUAGUAUUUCCUGGAUCAGAUAAAAUUGACAGCUCCAAACAAAAAAAAUCCAAACAUCGUGAACAUGAAAAACUACCUAACGGCUUAGUGCCGUUACCUGGGAAAAAAUGCCAGGUAUGCGUAACGUCAUGUAGGUUGGCGUCACUGAUAGCGUGUGACUAUUGCGAUUAUUAUUUCCACUUGGAUUGUCUCGAUCCACCAUUAACAGCUGCUCCUACCUCUAUGUGGAUGUGCCCGCUUCAUGUUGAACACAUUGUGGACUCCAAAUUGUUGACAUCUUGUUCGCUGUCUGAACGCAUUGCCUUAUGGGAGAAAUAUGCGAGGCAGCCCAUCGAUGAGGACAAAGUCAAACGCGAUUUUCUUCGGAAAAUUCACAGGGAAAAUCCACCUUUCACUUUUAAAAAGCCUAUUCCACAAAAGCCUAAGUUGCAACCACCAGGAAUGGUAAAGCACCACUAUCAGAACCCUGUUCGGUUGCUGCCAAGUUUGAGGGAUGUGCUACGUUUGGAGUAUGUCCAUAAGCGAAAAAAGUUCAGAGAAGCUCUUUUGAAAUUGGAAAUAAAUGAAAAUAAUGAAGAAUGUACAAGGCAAAAUGCUGAUGUAGAAGCUGAAACAAUAUUGGUAGGUCCUGAGAAUGUUGAAGAGAGAGAGGUGGAGGAUAGCAAAUCAUGUAGUAGUGACAACAAAAACGAAACUAUUGCGCCCUCCACUGAAUUUGAUAAUGCAGUUGACACUCCUACUUCACCGAACGAUGGCAUCAGUGCAGUAGGGAUUUUGGAAAAGGAAAAGAUUGUCAUUGAAAACAUUAUGGAUGGACAUUUCAGCUUUGAAGGAUCAGGGCCAGACUCAAAACAAUAUGACCAACAGUUGAUAAAGCUUUUAGCGCACGAACGGUUGCAGCAACUUGUUGGCACUUCCAAUUUGAAGAUGCCAAAAAUGCCUCUACCAAACGAUUUGUUGACUCCUGGCGAUAUCCAACGACUUUUCCGGGCAUUGAACAUCUCACCAGCUAGUGGAUCGACAGUUAGAGCAAGGGCGAUGCUUUGUCCAAUACUGCCUGGGGGUUUCUAUAAUAUUACAGCUGAAGGAGUGGAUCUUCAGUAUGUAAGGCGUGAUAAUAGUUUUAUGAAUUUUCGUCCUUCAGCGUCUCUGAAACCUCCCGAAGCUGUAGCGAUGAGACUUCGAGUAUUGAGUGUAGGCAAAGGUUCAUCCCAUGAUGUCAAUUUGGAAUUGUAUGGGCAUUGUAACUAUACUACACCCAAGCACGCUACUAUACAUUUUGAUGAGUUUGACAACUGUUAUGAGUUGAUUAACUACUCCCCUCGUGGUACUUACAUCAACAACGUAUUGUACUCUAACGAUGUCUCUGUACCCCGUGUGGAAUCUUCCCAGAAUGAACAACAACAAAAGGCUGCCCAGGUAGAAUCCCAACUACGUGAAGUGAUUAGUGGUAGGAAGAAGAAGAAGAAGAAAGGUUUGGGCAAGGUGCAGAGCAGUGCAAAGGUAGCACCAGAACUGAGUAAAAGAGUCGAAUGUGCUUGUGAGAGCGAACAUGGUCAAGAUCUGGAAAAAGGCUGGGAGGGCUCGGCCAUCCUCCAGCACGGUUCCUUAGUAAAGUUUGGUUGUAUCAGUUUCGUUUUUUCCAUUGUGGAAAAUUCCUCAAUCUAAAUUUGUAUUGUUUCUUUAAGAUUACCUACUAAGUUUGAUUUUUUUAUUUGUCAAAGAUUACUCCUUCAGAUAGAUGCGAGGUUAUCAAAUGUAAUUCUAGGUUGUAGUAACAUAGUUAAAAAAAAAAGUUGAUAAUAUGUAAGUGUUGUUGGAAAAAUACCUCAGAAUCUUAUCUGGAAGAGGUAGUCUGAGAUACUGGUAAAAAUAAAAUAUAGAAUUAGUAGUUAUUUAAUAGGUAAGGUAAAAAUUUAAGAAAAAAUCUAUUUUUCUACUAACAAAUCAUCCACCCAAUCAAUUUUUUAAAAUAGGUAUUGUGCUAGUUUUGUCUAUGGGGUUGAUUAAACAGAGUUGAUCUGAAAACAGUCUGAGAGAGCUUGGCCAUCCUCCAGCACGGUUACUUGAUAAUGUUUGGCUGUGUCGGUUUACUCGGUGUCAAAAAUAUUAUUCAUCAUUAAAAAAUAUUUUUACUUACAAGGUUAAGUUGAUUUUUGACAGAGUAGAUCUGAGAAGGAUCGGCCAUUCUGCAUUAUUACUUUUUUGAUAUUGCUCCACUCUUGAUGCUCAAUUUUGAUGAAACCUUGAUUGGUGUAAACCGCAUUUUGAUAUCUUCAGCAGUUUUGGCGCUGGUGGCCGUCAAUUAUUUUCAUAAACAAAAAGGUUUCACAGUAUUGCUAAAACCGAGAAACGCCCUGUCAAAAUGCGGUCUGCACCAGUCAAGAUUUCAUGAAAUUUUUGCCUCGGGGGGGGAGGGGGGGUCUCAUUUUUUAGUAUCUCUCUCAGAAAUUGACAUUUCCUAUUGAGAGUGUCCAAAUUGGACCACCCUGUACAUACAGGUUUAUCAGGGAAAUUAAAAUUACAGUAAUUAUAAAUUUAAUAUUUUAUAUAAAUAACACAGCCAUUUGUUCUGUAUCAACCCUAUAACUUUGGAAGCUGUCAUAUUUAUGAUUAUUGAAAAAAAAAUCAUUUUAUUUUAAUUUAUAUAAUUUACCUAUUUAUUAUCAGUAGGCAUAAUAAAAAUAAUAAUAAAAAAAUAUGUAUGACCCUACAUUAUAUAUAAAAAACGCACAAAAUAAAACAGCAAAGGUUUUAGCCGCAUCAGAAGUUUCUCAAAGUAAGUUCUCGGCAGCGAAUGUGAUAAUCUAGAUUAAUUUGUAUAUUUUAAUAA
This is a messenger RNA of Ceutorhynchus assimilis (cabbage seed weevil), 3435 nucleotides long. NCBI's taxonomy places the organism in Eukaryota, Metazoa, Arthropoda, Insecta, Coleoptera, Curculionidae. The record is from the annotation of a GenBank genome assembly.